Messenger RNA from Trypanosoma rangeli, 537 nucleotides. Its product is annotated as ESAG-like protein. The transcript has a single exon. The record is from RefSeq and is a predicted model, not a curated record. Bases 1 to 537 code for a protein of 178 amino acids. Gene Ontology annotation, molecular function: lipid binding. NCBI's taxonomy places the organism in Eukaryota, Euglenozoa, Kinetoplastea, Trypanosomatida, Trypanosomatidae.
AUGCCGGGGACGGAGGGCGUCGCUGCGUCUUCUUCGCCGUGGGCCGGGUCGCCUCGCGUGGCACCGCUAUUGCCAGUUCAUGCCGCCAACAUCACACUGAUGGCGGAGGAGCAAUUCUUCACCAGUGCCAUUUCCUUGGCGCUUCCGUGGCUCCAGAAGGCUGCACUGAAUAUAACGUUCCCUCCACAGAAAACAUCCAAGUCCAGCAUUGAUGCCAUUCACAUCGAUGGUUUUUCGCCGGGGGGCGCCUCCUUCACGAUGACGAGUCCCAAUCAACUCAAUUUAUUGCUGCAGAACUUGAGCAUUACCGUCCGUGAAACCCCGUUUUCCGUCAAUACUUGGUUUUCUGAGUGCAACGGCAUGAUAUGGGCUUUUGUUGAUGCAACUAACGCGACGCUUUCAGUGAAUGUCUCCCGCCUGUCGAACGGCACACUUCGAUUGAAGACCGCGGCAAUCACUAUUGAAUGGAAUAAGGUGGAGGUCGAACACAUUUUUUCACCCCUCUAUGCAAGUUGCUCGGAGAACGCACGUUCGUGA